Messenger RNA from Lodderomyces beijingensis, 1881 nucleotides. NCBI's taxonomy places the organism in Eukaryota, Fungi, Ascomycota, Pichiomycetes, Serinales, Debaryomycetaceae. The record is from the annotation of a GenBank genome assembly.
AUGGACGAGACGGGCGAAAAUCCCAAGGAUUCCGAAACUGUUGAGGAUGUCACUGGCAAACAAGGGGCCACGGGAGCCUCAACAGCGGACUCGGACCAGCAAGAGACAAGAGGGCUCAAGCAAAGACCCAAGAGACCACUGAGCUCUUCAACUUUGGACUCGCAAGCUUCAAACGCUUCGACUUUGUCGAAGCGCAAGUCCAAGAAACCCUAUUUGAAUGUUGCUCCUUUAAACACUCCCUUGUCGCACCGUCUUGAAACGGUGGGGGUCAUCUGGCAUUGCAUCAGCAUACCGUUCUUUAUUUGCUUGUUUUUGUUCACCAUCUCGCUAGGAUGGGUCGUUUGGCUUUCGAUCAUCUUGCCGUAUUUCAUUUGGUGGUACGGCUUUGAUUUGCAUACUCCCACAAAUGGCAAGGGAACUUAUAGAGUGCGCAAUGCCAUGAAGAAUUUAAUCGUUUGGCAGUGGUUUGUCAACUAUUUUCCCAUAAAAGCCUACAAGACAGUGGAAUUGGAGCCGACUUUUAGCCGUGUUGUCGUUGAAGACUCUUCCAAUUCAGAGGACGACGACGAACAGGACUUGAUUCUGGAAACACAGCUAACAACCAUGGACCAGCUUUUCAAAUUCCUUGGUUUGAAAAAGAGACUCAACACUACAGACGACAGAGCGUCAAAUAAAGCGCUCUACAAGCAAGAAUGUACCGGACCGAGGUAUAUCUUUGGAUACCAUCCUCAUGGAGUCAUAUCGAUGGGAGUAGUUGGCUUGUUUGCGACAAAUGCCAUGCAAAACGAACCAUACAAACCGCCAUUCAACUUUUUAAAGCCGCUUUUCCACGACCCCUCCAAAAAGCCACCUUUGUUUCCUGGACUUGGCAAGAUUUUCCCAUUGACUUUAACAACACAGUUUACCGUGCCAUUCUACCGUGACUACUUGAUGUCAUUGGGAAUCAGCAGUGCCUCGGCUAGGAAUAUUCGAAGCUUGAUCACCAACGGCGACAAUUCCGUGUGUCUUGUUGUCGGCGGAGCUCAAGAAUCCUUGUUGAAUACCAUGGUUGCCAAAAACACGCGUGUGGGCUAUGGCUAUAAAGAAAAUGAUGACGACUUUGAGGAAGAAGAAAAAGAAGAAGAAGAAGAAGAAGAAGAAGAAAAAGAAAAAGAACAAGAAAAGCACAAGAAAGGAAAAGGUAAAGGAAAAGGAAAAAGUAAAGGCAAAGGUAAAGGUAAAGGAAAAGAAAAGAAUGGCAGAGUCUCGCAGGACGAGAUUGCCGAUUCCAAGAGUAAUACCGUAUCCAAGAGAGAAGUCAGACUAGUGCUCAACAGACGGAAAGGAUUUGUCAAGUUGGCGAUUGAACUCGGCAACGUCUCGCUCGUUCCAACUUUUGCGUUUGGAGAAGCCGAUAUUUAUAACAUUUCAUUCCCAGAAGCCGGUUCCUUGGGUUACAGGUUUCAAAAAUGGAUGAAGAAUACAUUUGCAUUUACUGUUCCAUUCUUUAGCGCUAGAGGCGUCUUUGUUUACGAUUUUGGGCUAUUGCCAUACCGUAACCCAAUCAACAUUGUCAUGGGCAAGCCAAUCCAUGUUCCAGCAGGCGCAUUACAAGAAUAUAGAUUAAAGCACCCCGAGGAAUUUGAAGAAGAGAUCAAGAGCGAUAAGCAGAAAGACGGGAAACUGUUAGAGCCACUCAAGAAGCCCGAGAUUCGGAAAACCAACUCGUUUACCGAUUUUUUGAAGUUGAAGAAAAGCUCAAAGCCCAAACCAAAGGCCAAGGUGCCUCAAAAAUUAUUAGACUAUUACCACAAACAAUACGUUGACGAAUUGAAGAGAGUAUUUGAUGAAAACAAAAGCCAGUUUGGUUAUGACGACGUUGAGUUGAAUAUUAUCGAGUAA